AUAAAAUUGAAUAUGAAGUCUAAUUCGUUCCAUACGAAGCCAAACACUUUGGAGGAGAAGCCUCUGUUUAGGUAUACGAAUCUUCACAACGAGCUAAAAACUAUAAAGAGAGUCAAUCGAUCAACUGACGAGUUUAAGAAGAUUAUCUCACAGUUAGGUGGAGAAAGGCAGAAAUAAGCUCCAGAAAAGGAAGAAUAUCAGUGCAAUGAAGCUUAUUAGGAAAUAAGCUCAAUCAGUCACAGCUUGAAAUCACUAAAUAUUGUCAAGCCAAAAACAGCCAUAAUUUAUCUCUACAACAUCAGUUGUUGUUACCUGCAGAGAUAGAGAGGAGGGAGAAUUUUGGAUUUAAGUCUAAACCUAAGCCAACGAGCUCAGUGAGAAUGCACAGAAGAGCAGCCACUUCUACAGAUAAAGCAGGACCCUCUACUUCGAAAAUAAGUGCUCCGCUCAAUAUUUUCUCUGACAGCAUUAUUGAAAAAGAGGAUAUCAAGCCUUCAAAAUUAAAACCUAGGCUUUCGAAAAAUUCAAGAAGCAAGGAUUGACAGAGUGUGACAUUAAAGAAGCGAAGAAGAAAAUUUAAACAAGAGCCUUGCAGCAGAGAUCUCAGCUUGGAAAACACCAAAAAGUCUUCAGUCAUCAGCAGAAUACGUAAAAAGUAUGAGAAGCCUUAUUUAACUCCAUUGUAUCGUAAGAAAACCUUGAAGAGUAAAUAAGUCUUCUAGAGGUAAAAGAGCAUCCCAAUCUAUUAAAAUCCUUGAUGACGAUCUCUACCGCGUCUUGGGAAAUAUUCAAGAACAAAUAGUCAAAUUAGAACAACUUUUAGCAGAAAAAGAUGAAAAAAUUGAACGAAUUAAGGCUAAGAAAGACUUUAGUAGUACCUCCCGUUCAUCAAAAUCUGGUCACUCCAAGCUAAAAUUUUUAUCCAAAGGGCAUAGGGAUGAUAGGAGGAGCUCGAUACAUUCACAAUCUCAGUGUGCGAAUAGUAUGACCUCACGUAGCUCAACUUCUGCACUGAAUUCAUCAACUGCUAUAAAAAGGAUGCCUGCCUUGAUUUCGGAUAUUUUGCUAAAAACUCAGAACCUCGCUAAGGAAACCAAUAUCUUUAACCUCGUGUUUGAAAUCUCUCGUGCCAGGGGAGAUUACCUCAUUGAGGAGAAAGACUUUACACAAAGCCUUAAGGUGUUCAAGGGCCUCAGGACCUAUUGCAAAGUUGCAGAGCUGGCAGGAGGCCGUAGCAACCUUGAAGCUGAAAUGAUGGUAGUAGAGCAGCUCGGCCACAUGUAUGGAUUUGUGCAGCAGAACAAGCUUGCUGCAGACAUGUUCAGAGUCAUGCUUAAGCUAGCCUGGGUUUUACAAGAUGCCAAUAUGGAGCUCAAAGCUUAUGGGCACUUAGCAAAUGAGCACUUCCGUAUGGGAAAUCUUGAGAAAGCUAAGUACUAUCAUGUGAGAUUUACCAGAGGGCUUCUGGAGAGCGAUCAGAGCAGCAUGAAGAACUCUAUUCUUCAAUCAUAUAGGGAUAAGAUUGGGCCUGGAAAGAAGAAAGCUAAUUUGAAAAUCAAGACAAACAAUUUGAAAAAGCUGGAUGAACCAGAGAUUCUUCCUUCUCCUAGUAACAACAGACACCAAUGCGAUAAGAACAAGUCGAUUUUUGCAUUUUCAGGUCAUUAUUACUCAACAAAGGAUAAACUCAGAGAUUUCAAGUCUAAAAAUGAUGAAAAAGAGGAAGAAACUAUUGAAGAGGACGAAAAUGACCACUCAUGGCUUAAAGGAACGUAUAAGCUUCUCUUCGUAGAGGAUAAAUUCCUUUUAAAACGAAAAACUGUUGUGAAGCCAAAGCCUCAUUUUCUCAGUACUAAACCCAUGAAAGCCAUUGAAAGUAUUGAAAAAGUCAAAGAGAGGGCUAAUAGCUUAAUCCGAGUUAAGAGAGACAAGCCUCAUGCCACUCAUACAUUUAAAGAAAUGAUUAACAACGUAGGAAGUACUGCUAUCAAGAGGGAACAAAAGAACCCUCCUACUAUAAACUCUCAUUGAUCUAGUCUUAGAUCUAGGAUAAUGAAUCCUGAAGAGUCUAAGAUGAGAGAGCAUCUUGAGAAAAUCAAACGUAUUUUGAUCAAGGAAAAAUCUAAAUUAGAGGUAAUAGAAUAAAGCCAACCUUAACAGA
Moneuplotes crassus is the source of this 2161-nucleotide messenger RNA. The record is from the annotation of a GenBank genome assembly. NCBI's taxonomy places the organism in Eukaryota, Ciliophora, Spirotrichea, Euplotida, Euplotidae.